GUGUCUAGAAAGUUCUGACAGUUGGGGGAAAGGGUAUAAAGGUCAGUGUGUCAGUGGGCAGUUGAUCAGACAGCUGAGGAGUUUGUGGAAAGUACAUCCCGAAGGAGAGUUGGCAGGUUGGAGGGUCAUUGAAAGAGGAGCUGACAGAAACAGCAGCAGCAGCAGCAGCAGAGGGAGUCCUACCACUGAAGCAAACAAAGUCAGCAGACAGAAUAAGCCUGUCAGUGAUAGUACAGCAUAGUAUAGUAUAAUGUAAACAAUACCAAAUGGGGUCAAGGGAGAAACCAGACAACCAUGAAACUGAGACUGAAGGAUGGUGAAGACCUGAGCUCCAUUUCCAGCUCUGCCACGGACUGCCUGUGUGACCUUGGGAGUCCAGAAGGUGUCAGAGUAAAACUGUUGCACAUCUCCCAGGAAAGGCUUGUGUUUUCAGAAGGAAGCCAACCAGAGAUAUAUUAUUAAAGGGAAUAAUUAGGACAAACAUUAACAUGGCAAGCAUGGCUGUUCAGUUACUGGGCUUCUUACUAAGUCUCUUUGGUCUAAUUGGAACCUUAAUUGCUACUAUUCUGCCUCACUGGUGGAGGACGGCACAUGUAGGCACCAAUAUUAUAACAGCUGUGGCAUACAUGAAAGGGCUCUGGAUGGAGUGUGUCUGGCAUAGCACUGGCAUCUACCAGUGCCAGGUCCACCGGUCUCAGCUUGCACUGCCUCGGGACCUUCAAGCAGCUCGUGCCAUGAUGGUGAUUUCCUGUGUUAUUUCCACACUGGCAUGUGUGGUGUCUGUUAUUGGCAUGCAUUGCACUCGAUGUGUCAAAGGGGCCUCUGCCAAAAGUUCUCUCGCUGUCUCUGGUGGAAUCUUUUUCAUCCUGGCUGGUCUCAUAUGCCUGGUUCCUGUUUCUUGGACUACUAAUGAUGUGGUUACAGAUUUUUACAACCCCAUGCUUCCCAAUGGGAUGAAGUAUGAGAUAGGGCAAGCUCUUUACCUCGGUUUUUUCUCUGCAUCUUUGACUAUACUUGGCGGAGCUCUACUGUGUACAUCAUGCCAGAGUACACGGAACAACAUACCUUACCAGCCACAACCAAGGAGCACAACAAGGGCUGCUCCCUCAUAUAGACCACCAACUGCCUACAAGGGAAACCAUGCUUCUUCUCUGACAUCUGCUUCACGAAGUGGCUACAGAUUAAAUGACUAUGUGUGAGAUUCUCAAGAUUCACCUGUGAGUCAGAACUGCUCUAUAAUGGAGGUGUAUGACAUAAAACUAAGCUAAGGAACACUUAUAAUUUAUGAGAGUUUUGAUACAAAGUUUACCAUUGUUUAUUUAUGCAGAGAAACAACAUGAAAUUGUUUGCUUUGAAACAGAAAGAAAGAAAGAAAGAAAGAAAUGUGUAGUAUUAUAGAGGCUGCAAAUUUCUCCCUAUAUGAUGUCAACAACCUUAAGCUGUGGAUGUGGUCAGUUCUGAUUAAAAGUAAUGUUUGUAUUUUUAUCAAGUUUCUAAUACUAAAACCUGCUUUCACAAACAAUAAAGGGUUAACA
Messenger RNA from Mauremys reevesii (Reeves's turtle), 1535 nucleotides. RefSeq names its product claudin 14 (gene CLDN14). The record is from RefSeq and is a predicted model, not a curated record. Bases 489 to 1199 code for a protein of 236 amino acids. The transcript is spliced from 3 exons. Gene Ontology annotation, cellular component: bicellular tight junction; plasma membrane. Gene Ontology annotation, molecular function: structural molecule activity. Lineage: Eukaryota; Metazoa; Chordata; Testudines; Geoemydidae. Gene Ontology annotation, biological process: cell adhesion; bicellular tight junction assembly.